AUGGCCGACGGAAAGCAUCCCGGCGCAUCCGGGCCCGACCUUGCAGCGGGGGUGAACGAUCGUGACGUGUUGCAGAGCAGCGAGAAGCGCGUUGCACAUCCCUCGGGGAAAGAGGGCUACGGCCGCCUUGCUCAAGUCCUCCGCGGGCUUGCAUUUGCCGUCUACUUUACCUCGUGUUGUUUGGCAAUCGUUGUGACGCAGUUUAUCGGCGCGCCGUUGUACUUCAUCAACCGCGAGUGGUUCUAUGCGUACAUGGCCAUGACCAAGCGCUCCUUUGCGCUGACGACGACGGCCAUGACCCAGAUAUGGGGCCCGACCACGGUUCGAAUCAGUGGCGACGAAUCUGUUGCCGGCCAAAUCAAGUCAACCGGCGACGGAGGAGUACAGUUCUCGUUCCCCGAGCGCCUAGUUCUCAUUGCCAACCAUCAGAUCUAUACUGACUGGCUGUAUCUCUGGUGGAUUGGCUAUGUCAACCAACCGGCGAUGCACGGGCAUCUCUACAUAAUCUUGAAAGAAUCGCUGCGAUACAUACCGUUCAUCGGCACGGGCAUGAUGUUUUAUGGGUUCAUCUUCAUGUCGAGGAAGAUGGCGACGGACCAGCCGCGGCUGGCGUACCGACUCAACAAGCUGAAGCAGAAGAAGACCAGCCCCAAUGGAAAGACGUAUCUGGAUCCCAUGUGGCUGCUGCUCUUCCCGGAGGGAACAAACCUCUCGGGCAACGGUCGGCGGAAAUCCAGGCAGUGGGCUGAAAAGAACGGUCUGAAGGAUCCCGAGCAUGUGAUGCUGCCGCGCAGCACCGGAAGCUUUUUUUGCCUCAACGAGCUCCGGGGCACCGUGGAUUAUGUGUACGACUGCACGGUGGCGUACGAAGGCAUCCCCCGAGGCAAGUAUGGCGAGGAGAUUUUCGGACUCUCGAGCACAUAUUUUCAGGGCCGGCCACCAAAAUCUAUCAACCUUUACUGGCGAAGGUUUCGCAUGUCUGAGAUUCCGCUCGACGACCAGAAGAAAUUCGACCUGUGGCUACGCGAGCAGUGGUACAAGAAGGACGAACUCAUGGAAGAGUACUUGAAGACUUCGCGCUUUCCUCCCAUGGCUGGGGCGGAAGCUGGCUUUGUCGAAACCUCGGUUCGGACUCGUCACCCCUGGGAGAUCCUGCAGGUGUUUACUGUCGUGGGACUCUGCGGCCUCAUUUGGAAUAACGUUAGGAGGCUCUUUCAUGCAGCUUCCAAGGGCCUCGGCUUCUAG
This is a messenger RNA of Purpureocillium takamizusanense, 1245 nucleotides long. RefSeq lists its product as uncharacterized. The coding region runs from base 1 to 1245 and encodes 414 amino acids. NCBI's taxonomy places the organism in Eukaryota, Fungi, Ascomycota, Sordariomycetes, Hypocreales, Ophiocordycipitaceae. Gene Ontology annotation, molecular function: acyltransferase activity. The transcript is spliced from 4 exons. The record is from RefSeq and is a predicted model, not a curated record. Gene Ontology annotation, cellular component: endomembrane system.